CUUCCUGAUCCUUCCCUUCCCGUGGACCAGACCAGAGUUUUCAUUCCCUGCCACUGUGUUCCGUUUCUUUCUCAAAUAAAUUCACUAUAUUUUCACCCACCGUAUCCUAGUGUUGUGUUCUGCAUAUGGGCUAGAAUCAAAUCCUCCCAAUAUGACAGAACACUCAGGCCAACCACUCAGCCCCGCAGACGCAAUACGGAAAACGCUGACAGAGCAGCAGUCUGUAAUCCAAACACACGAGUCUGCAAUACGACAACUCCACACCCUACAAACAGAAACCAACCAGCGUCUGGCAGAUCUAACAACUUUCCUUCAAAACUCUCUACCGCAGAUCCCGGCUACAGCUCCUGCUCCCUCUCCCGCUCCGGCUCCGGCACCCUCAGUUCAGCCCGUGUUUUCCGACGUCCGACUUCCUGGGCCGGAGAGAUUUUCAGGCUUAUCGCCAUUCGAAGCAUCCAUUGGCUACCAACCACCCCUGUUGCCGUCCGAUGAGGAAGACAUCUCAGUCACUUCUGUCCGUCACCACAUCCGUCGCUGCCACAAGGUUUGGAAUUCCACCAUCCACAAUCUUAACCUCACCACAGAACAAAUCAAGCGGCAGGCGGAUCGUAAGAGGCGUCCUGCCCCUGUUUACUCACCCGGUCAACAAGUCUGGUUGUCGUCCCAGGACAUCCCGCUCAAAUCUGUGUCUAAGAAGCUCUCUCCCCGUUACAUUGGCCCUUUUGAAAUUGAAACGAUAAUCAACCCAUCCGCUGUUCGCCUCCGUCUACCCACUUCCCUCCGCGUCCAUCCCACCUUCCACGUCUCUCGGAUAAAGCCCGUCCGGACCAGCCCGCUCUGCCCUCCAGCCGAACCCCCUCCGCCUCCCCGUGACAUUGCUGGUCAUCCCGCCUAUUCCGUCCGCCGGAUCGUGGACUCCCGUCGACGAGGUCGGGGUUGGCAAUAUCUUGUUGACUGGGAGGGCUACGGUCCGGAGGACCGUUCUUGGGUUCCGGGUUCAUUCAUAUUGGACCCGUCACUUGUCUCGGAUUAUCGUGCGUCGCUUCCCUCCAGCUCGUCUAGGCCGCCAGGUGGCGGCCAUUAGGGGGGGGUACUGUCAGGAUCCAGGGUUGUUAGGUUCUCGCUGUAGGGGUUUGGGUGCAUGCACCACCUUUGUUUCCUCACCAGAUGGCACCAUCAGUUUGACGGAGGGCGUGGAUGACGUCAUCUCCCACACCGGCCUCGGAUUAGCUCAUCAGCGACAGGUUUUGAGGAGCGGUCUACCAGUCCUUCGGCGCCUGAGUGUUGCCCAGUUUUGUCUCCCCUUGGAUUUCCUCGACUGGAAGACGCGCCGUUUCUCGCUCCUCGCGGAUCCCGAGCCUACCUGUCUGCCCUCCAGCGCGCACACGCCCCACCCAAACCCCCAGAGAGACCGGACCCUGGACCCAGCAGCCACCCGCCGCUAGCUUUUCACUGCGCUGCUCAAGUAAGAUCUGUCCAGUGUUAUCGACACUCCACUUUCCCACAGCCUUCGAACUCA
Messenger RNA from Poeciliopsis prolifica (blackstripe livebearer), 1519 nucleotides. RefSeq lists its product as uncharacterized. The record is from RefSeq and is a predicted model, not a curated record. The coding region runs from base 152 to 1084 and encodes 310 amino acids. The transcript has 3 exons. NCBI's taxonomy places the organism in Eukaryota, Metazoa, Chordata, Actinopteri, Cyprinodontiformes, Poeciliidae.